GUGUGUGCUUUCUUGUCUGUGUGUGCACUACAUGUAUGCAAAUGCCCACAGAAGCCAGAUGAAGGCAUCAGAUUCCCUUGAACUGUAGGUACAGUGAAGUUACCAACCACCUGCUGAGGGUCCUGGGAACUAAAUCUGAAUCCUUUGUUAGAACAGCAAGUGCUAGUAACUGUUGUGCCGUCUUUCAGUUGUCACGGUGUGUGUGUACCUGUGUUAUGUGUAUAACAUGGAGGCUGGAGAUCAUCUUCCAUUGAUGUUAUACACCUCAGGAUCCGUCCACCUUUUUUUGUUAGGACCUUGCAUCCUGUCACCUUCCUUACCUUCCCCUGAUCUCCCGUCUUCUUCCUUCCCUUGCCCUCUCCUGUUUCUACUCUCCCUCUUUUUUUGGGGGGGGUUCCUACGCACCCAUGCUUGUGAUCAGACCCAGGAACUGUCACUUGUGAGGAGAUGAGUACUCUGUCACUAAGUUACAAUAGCAAUCACCCCAGUCCCAGGGUCUGUUUCAUUUUGAGACAGCAUUUCUCAUGAUCCUGACUCAGCACCGUUAGGUUACUAUUACAAGUAUGUGCCAAUAGGCCUGCUAUAAAUUCCGCUGAAGCAGAUUUACCUCCCUUCCUCUUUGAGGAUGUUGUCUUCCACACUUUACCACUUUCAUGGCACAGUGUUCUCCUGGGGACUUUCUAUGGAUCUGAGGCUCCAGACUGGUGAGGAAGAAGAGCAGGAGGGACACUCCUCUCAUUGACAUCUUGACAUGUGGUGAGAUGUUGUAUUUGUCUUUAAGAAGCCCCCUGUUCUGUAGAAAGUCAGCUUCCCUCUCUCUGUCUCCAUCUCUGUCUCUGUCUCUGUCUCUGUCUCUCUGUCUGUCUCCAUCUCCGUCUCUCUCUCUCUCUUUCUCUCUCUCUCUCUCUCUCUCUCUCUCUCUCUCUCUCACACACACACACACACACACACACACACACACACACUAGCUCUCUCUCUGUCUCCAUACUAUCCAGCAAGUACCCAUACAGGGUGUAGAAAGUGACGGGGUAGUGACAGGAAGAGUGGGGGUAGCUCCAGGAGACAGUCUUGGUCACUGGAACCAGGGAGAGCCAGGGGUUCCACAGCGUUGGAGCCUGAGGGGUAUGUGGGUACUGCAGUGGGAACUGCAGGCCUGGCUCAGGAGAGGAGAGAAUGGUCCUGGAUUUGAUCUGUUUACAUGACAAAGAUUCCUAGCUUUGUUUUUUUCCCAUGGUAGCCGCUCAGAGCUUGGCAGAGGCGUAGAAGAGGGGAAUCUGUGGGAGUCUGAAUUUCGAGACUAUGCAUGGCCAAGCAAGUGGUAGACCUAAGAGAGGAGAUGGUUGCCAUGAUGCCCUGGAUAGAACUUGCUGACUGGAGGUGAGGGCCAGAGAGGGCCAGCCAGGAGCACUUCAUCCCAAUAGUGCCCCUCAUAAAAAAGUCAAGGAACAAUAGUUUUCACAAUAGAUCAAGGAAAAAGAAGUCUAAAUGAUUUAGGUUUCUGGCGGUGACAAUUCCAUUGCUUUUCAUUAAAUAUUCCAAACAAAUUAUUUAAAAUGCUUUCACCAGAUCUCUUGUUUUUAUGCUGUCUUUGUUCCCUGAGCUCAUGCUGAGGAUGACUGUUGUUACAGAUCCAUCAGCAUGUGUUGUCAGAGAGCUGCAAGCUAAAACAGUAAGAGACACUACCCAUGGGAGCACUAGAUGCCAGACCGCUCCCCUCCAAAUGCAGCAAGGCGCCAUGGGAGAGUCUGCCACCAAUGCUGGGAAUGUGACAUGGUGCAGUGGCCUGGGAAGUGAGUUUAGAAAUGCCUUACGAAACAGCCACCUCAUCCCUUGGCCCAGAGGAUGCUGGAGGGCCAACUCUCACCGGCAGGCAGUCAGGGCUGCAGACUCUUUCAGGCAUGUUUCAUGGCUGAGCUCAGACCUUGGCAAUUUGUCUCAUGCCAUUGCCAAAUGAGAAAUGACAAUUCUGGGAUGUCACUUUUUCUGAAGGUUGCUUGCAUAAGCAUCUCAACUCCAAGUGGCAUGGCACAUGUCACCCCUCCCCGCCCCCGUGCAUCACUCUUGUGUGAAUCUAGUGGGCCUGUGCAUCUCGGACAAGUGCUUGCAGGAAGACACCCAUUCGCAAAG
Molecule: messenger RNA, 2127 nt
Organism: Cricetulus griseus (Chinese hamster)
Lineage: Eukaryota; Metazoa; Chordata; Mammalia; Rodentia; Cricetidae
Source: RefSeq, a predicted model, not a curated record